AUGACGGAUGCUUUGACCACCACUGACUUGCAAGGCGCACUGCCUCUUGUUGCUCGUGGUAAGGUCCGCGACCUGUACGAGGUUGACGACAAGACCUUGCUGUUCGUUGCGACUGAUCGUAUAUCCGCCUACGAUGUGAUCAUGGAGAACGGCAUCCCCAACAAGGGCAUUCUCCUCACUCUUUGCACGAAGACAUGGUUCAAGAUCCUCUCCGAUAACGUUCCCGGAUUGCGCACCCACUUCCUCACUCUCGACCUCCCUUCCCAGAUCCCCGAAUCCCUGAAGCCAGUACUGCAGAACCGGGCAAUGCAAGUGCGCAAGCUGCGUAUUCUCCCUAUUGAGGCUAUUGUCCGCGGAUACAUCACCGGGUCCGCCUGGAAGGAAUACCAGAAGUCCGGAACAGUUCACGGAAUCCCUGUCCCUGCCGGACUGAAGGAGAGCGAGGCUUUCCCCAAUGGUCCAAUCUACACUCCUAGCACCAAGGCGGAGCAGGGUGAGCACGAUGAGAACAUUCAUCCAGAUCAGGCUACCGCCAUCCUUGGAGAGCCAUACGCCUCGAAGGUUGCCGAGCUGGCUAUAAAGCUGUACAAGGCCGCGCACGCGUAUGCGCUCGAGCGCGGUGUGAUCAUCGCUGACACCAAGUUUGAGUUCGGUGUUGACGAGGAGACAAACGAGGUUGUCCUGGCUGAUGAGGUUCUGACACCAGACUCCUCUCGAUUCUGGCCAAAGGACUCGUAUGCCAUUGGCCAGGGCCAGGCAAGCUUCGACAAGCAGUACCUGCGGGACUGGUUGGUUUCCGAGGGCCUAAAGGGUAAGGAUGGUGUUCGCAUGACUGAGGAGGUUGUUCAAGAGACCGCUGCCAAGUAUAAGGAGGCUUGGGAGAAGAUUACCGGAGGUAACUAG
Molecule: messenger RNA, 903 nt
Organism: Penicillium pulvis
Lineage: Eukaryota; Fungi; Ascomycota; Eurotiomycetes; Eurotiales; Aspergillaceae
Product: phosphoribosylaminoimidazolesuccinocarboxamide synthase
Exons: 3
Coding region: 1-903 (300 amino acids)
Biological process (GO): 'de novo' IMP biosynthetic process
Cellular component (GO): cytoplasm
Molecular function (GO): phosphoribosylaminoimidazolesuccinocarboxamide synthase activity
Source: RefSeq, a predicted model, not a curated record